This is a messenger RNA of Mus musculus (house mouse), 9452 nucleotides long. RefSeq names its product glutamate receptor, ionotropic, delta 2 (gene Grid2). Gene Ontology annotation, molecular function: PDZ domain binding; signaling receptor activity; identical protein binding. The transcript has 17 exons. Lineage: Eukaryota; Metazoa; Chordata; Mammalia; Rodentia; Muridae. The record is from RefSeq and is a predicted model, not a curated record. Gene Ontology annotation, cellular component: membrane; postsynaptic density membrane; glutamatergic synapse. Gene Ontology annotation, biological process: regulation of synapse assembly; positive regulation of long-term synaptic depression; monoatomic ion transmembrane transport. The coding region runs from base 3724 to 6345 and encodes 873 amino acids.
UGUGGUUGAGACAUUUAUUAGCAUGUAUCUAAUGUAUACAAAGUUUAAUUCACUGUAGAUCAAUAAUUAAUUAAUAGUCAGUAAAUAUGCGAUUUUUACACUUGGUAUUCAACAUCCAUUUUGUACAUGGUAAAUCUUUAUUUCUAGGUAACUAUCAUAUCCAGUUUUCUAAAAAAUAGCUGUACAUUCAUAUUAUAGUGUAUGAAUUGAUAUUAAUACAAAGCCAAUUAAUUAGGGCUCAGUGUGCAUAGGAAUUACUUGGACACAGAAAAGGCUGCUGUUCCUAAAUUGAAACCAGUAGGCUGAUGGUGUUACUACGUUUCUUGCUUUUCUUGCUUGGAAAGCUUCAACCCAUGUUUGAGUACCUGUUUUAAUUGACAGGGGUUGAUCAUUAUAUCUUGGCGUGUUUCAGGAUGUGUCACCCAAAUUUCUUUAGAUGCCCAAGUAUUAGAAUAGUGGUUCUGAACUAUGACUACCUCUUAGGGGCACUUACAGAAGUGGGUUGGUUAUAAAUGCUAAGCUUUGGAGUUUUUGACUUAAUUAUACUUACACAAGCCCUUUGCAAAGAAGCACAGGUGUUCUUGUUUAGUUCUUGUUUCUUUGACACAAACUAGAGUCACCUGGGAAGAGAGAAUCUCAAUUGAGAAAGUGCCUCCAGAUUGGUCUGUUGAGCAUGCCAAUAUAGCAUUUUCUUAAUUUAUAGCUGACAUGUAAGGGUUCAACCCUCUGUCUAGCUUGCCACUUUAGGCAAGUGGGUAGCUCUGGGUUGAUUAAGAGAGCAGACCCAGAAAUCUGUGAGUAGGAAGCCAGUAAGCAGCAUUAUUCUAUUGCCUCCAGGUUGUUGAUUGACUUACUGUCCUGGCUUUCCUCAAUGACAGAGAGUUAAAGACAUGGAAUUAUAAGCCAAAUAAACCUGCUUUUUCUGUUCAAGUUGGUUUGGUUUAGUCAAUGUUUUGUCACAGAAACAGAAGGUACAUAAAGGCACCUGAUUAUUCUAUAGUGUGUUUAUGAUAGGAAACUACUAAAUGGAGGAUUUUGGAACAAAUGCAAUAUUUUGUUUACGGUACAUUAAAAGAAGUUUCUAGUAGAUUAUAUGACCACAAAUAUAUUUAGUUACUAGUUAUCUCUAAGAACAGCACUGAAUAAGGUUAGGAUGGGAUGACACAAUUUUGUUCGAAGGUUUCAGCUAUCAAUCUUCUUCUAAGAUAUGAUAUUGCUGUGUCCAUCUUAAAUGAUGACUUCCCAAUUUCUCCUGAUAGAACACACAGUGAGUCACUAGCUUUUAAAAUGAACCAUAGUCCUGUGUGGACAUACACCCGUUUUUAAAAAUUCAUCAUCUGUAUCAACAUUUAUGGAAGUGCAUCAAAAUACUCUGAAUAGUAGAUGACAUCAAUAAUAACAUGAAGAUCAUCCGUAUUGAAUUCAUGGUGGGGAAAUGAACAGAUGAUGAAAAGUGAUUGGGAAGUGCAGUCAGUGAUGGCUUCCUGGAAGUACUGGUUUGUUCUAGAUUCAGAAGAAUUGAAAUUCAACAACUGGGGCUCUGUGCAAAUCAAUGUUAUCCAAAACAUGUGUAUAAGUCCCAACCAUCAGUGAAGACAUUGGUGAGCUCAUUUUAAAGUAGUGUUUCUUUUAGACUCCAUGGAAGACUGCAUUGAGAGCCUAGGAGAUGGGUGGGAUUAUUUCAUACUCAAGGGUCGGGCAGUGUUUCAUGAGUGACAGGUUUCUGCUCUUGAGGUGCUGAGGGACUUGAAUGACUUUAUUGUAAUCCAUGAGAUACUGUUGAUGUGAGCAGCAAAAGAACAAAACAUUUUCUCGAACGUCCAGGGAUGGAAUUUACAAAAUGAAGGAAAGUUAGGAUAUUUCAGACGCGAGAAUAGGCAACUAAGUCAAAUCAUCAAGAUAGUAGAAAAGGGGUCAGUGAGGAAACAGGAACAAAAGAUCUUAGCCAGAUUCACAAUGAACUUGGGUUCUGAUAUCCAUCCCCCAGGUAACAAGUUUCCCAGCCAGUGGACUACGUUUGUAAUUGAAACAGUAUCAGAGCUGUUAAUAGCUGACCUCAGUUACACACUUGAUUGAGUUAACAGAACCCCCUUCUGCAAUAAGAUGGAAGGAUAUAAACUAGUCAUUAGAAGUCACCAAGAGCAGGGGUAAAGCUUGCACAAAAUCCCUUCUUUUAAGGCCGGGACCUUACCUUACAGUGCAUCUGCAGGCUCCCCAAGAACAGCAAGUAGCUUCCCUGUGGCUACUUAACUGCACAGGUGAUUAACUUAAUGCAGGAUUUUGACGACUGAGGCUGUUUUGUUUGUUUUGUUUUAUUGUCCUUAACAUUUUUAGAUAUAUAUUUGAAUGUCAAGACUGUCUGUUUUCUAACAGUAUAUCAAAAUUCUUUCUGCAUUUUGAUUGCCUUAAAAACACCAGAGACCGAAAGGGGGGGGGGGGGAGCAACCCACUGUUUAAAGGUAAUUAGCACGUUCUCCGCUUUUUAUAACUUUAUAAUUGAAAUCUCAUUAAAAGCUUUCUAGGUCUUCUUUUCCCUAAGUGACUAGGUGUCCCUAAUUUGUUCUUAGCCAAUGUGACUAAUUCCAGACGACGCCUAGAAAAAAGUCCGGUACCUGUUGGGGGAUAGCAAGGUUAAAUAAGUGGGGUGGCUUUUUAGGUUGUUUUUAUAACCUACGGGGAAAAACAAAAACAUCCAAAAAAAAAAAAAAAACCGUCAAGGCAGGUGGGGGACUUCACUGCCUUCUCUUUGAGUCCUGCCUUUCUCAGUCCGGGUGAAGAUUCCCAGGGAAUUGAGAGCGCGGUUUUGUUUCUCCCUUGUAUUGCAGAUAGGGGGAGGAGGUGGUUAUUAGAAGCUCUUCCUCUCUCGGUUCCCCUCUCCGCCUGACAGCACCGCUCUCUUGCGGACUCGCUUCUCCUAGGUGAUCCAUUUCUAGGCAACGUGGGGCUGCAGCGGAGCUUGCCAGGCUGCUGUUGGCUUCCCGCAUCCCGCCAGGCGAGCGGCUCGGGAGCAUCCUGCAGCCGCGGCUCCGCGCGCCGGCCUGGCCCGCUGCUCGCUCCCGCCGGACUCCCCCGCCACCGCGCCCGCCGCGCCAGCUCCGGGGCCCGUCUCGCGCCGAAGGGGAGUAUUCUCUGCAUUACUAGCUGCAUUACCUUCAAGUUCACUUUUGCCACCCCUCCCGAAGCGGACCUCCCCCUCCCCGCUGGAAUCUGGCGACUCCGAUCGCAUCUUCAUCCUCGCUGGUGGCACUGAGAGCUGGCCGCGAGGCGCCACGACCGCGCACGGCCCCGGGUGGAGGGGCUCGGCGGCGGGGGAGGGCGCGGGCACAUCCGGCGCGGGGGUGCCCAAGUUGCGGCGGAGCUGGGACCCGCCACCGCGGCCCCCGUGCGGCCACGGCCACCGUCUGAGCGCCAGCCUCGCCCCCCGUCCGAGAGCAGCCAAGGCUGGAUACAUUUUUUAAAAAGCCCAACUGCAAACAACUCUGGCAAUGCCAAAAUUCCCCUCCGAGUGACAGGGCUUGGGAGGAGGCUGCCUCUGGCUGUGCUAGCUCUCGGGUCGCCCGUGCCUCUUCUGUGACCAGAAAAGAUUGUGCUGUAAAGAGGGAUUUGGAAAUUAGGGGGAAAGCUGCACUCAACUCUAUCCUGACCUCAAACUCUGUGGACCGCUUAAGAGAAUAUCUACGUCUUGGAAGCAAAGUCGUGGUCAAGGAGGAUCGGCAUCGGAGGAUGGAAGUUUUCCCCUUGCUCUUGUUUCUGUCCUUCUGUUGGUCUCGAACCUGGGACCUGGCGACCGCUGAUUCUAUCAUCCACAUCGGAGCAAUUUUUGAUGAAUCUGCUAAAAAAGAUGAUGAAGUAUUCCGCACAGCAGUUGGUGACCUCAACCAGAAUGAGGAAAUCUUACAGACUGAGAAAAUCACAUUUUCUGUGACGUUUGUUGAUGGCAACAACCCUUUUCAAGCUGUUCAAGAAGCAUGUGAACUUAUGAACCAGGGCAUCUUGGCCUUGGUCAGCUCCAUUGGUUGCACAUCAGCUGGGUCCCUCCAGUCUUUGGCAGAUGCCAUGCAUAUCCCCCACCUCUUCAUUCAGCGCUCAACAGCUGGGACCCCAAGAAGUGGCUGUGGCCUCACCCGGAGCAACAGAAAUGAUGACUAUACUCUUUCAGUUCGUCCACCUGUCUACUUGAAUGAAGUCAUCCUAAGAGUAGUCACAGAGUAUGCAUGGCAGAAAUUUAUUAUCUUCUAUGACAGUGAAUAUGAUAUCCGUGGAAUCCAGGAAUUUUUGGACAAAGUAUCCCAGCAGGGAAUGGAUGUUGCCCUUCAAAAGGUGGAAAACAACAUCAACAAAAUGAUCACCACACUCUUUGACACCAUGAGGAUAGAGGAGUUGAAUCGCUAUCGAGACACUCUUAGAAGAGCCAUCCUUGUCAUGAAUCCUGCCACAGCCAAAUCCUUCAUAAGUGAGGUGGUGGAGACGAAUCUGGUUGCUUUUGACUGUCACUGGAUCAUCAUUAAUGAGGAAAUAAAUGAUGUGGAUGUUCAGGAACUUGUCAGAAGGUCCAUUGGAAGGUUAACAAUAAUUCGGCAGACAUUUCCAGUCCCCCAGAAUAUAAGUCAGCGCUGUUUCCGUGGCAACCAUCGAAUUUCUUCAUCACUGUGUGAUCCGAAGGAUCCCUUUGCACAGAAUAUGGAGAUUUCUAACCUUUACAUCUAUGACACGGUGCUUCUGCUUGCGAAUGCCUUCCAUAAGAAGCUGGAGGACCGUAAGUGGCACAGCAUGGCAAGCUUGUCCUGUAUCAGGAAAAACUCCAAGCCCUGGCAAGGAGGGCGGUCCAUGCUGGAGACCAUCAAGAAGGGUGGAGUUAAUGGAUUGACUGGAGAUCUAGAAUUUGGAGAAAAUGGAGGUAACCCCAAUGUCCACUUUGAAAUCCUUGGAACCAACUAUGGAGAAGAACUUGGCAGGGGUGUCCGUAAACUUGGGUGCUGGAAUCCUGUCACAGGUCUGAAUGGAUCACUGACAGACAAAAAACUGGAGAACAACAUGCGGGGCGUGGUUCUACGAGUGGUGACUGUAUUGGAGGAGCCUUUUGUAAUGGUCUCUGAAAAUGUCUUGGGAAAACCGAAGAAAUACCAGGGCUUCUCCAUUGAUGUUUUGGAUGCCCUAUCUAACUACCUGGGUUUUAAUUAUGAAAUUUAUGUUGCACCGGACCACAAAUAUGGAAGCCCACAAGAGGAUGGGACAUGGAAUGGACUGGUAGGAGAACUUGUUUUUAAGAGAGCUGACAUUGGGAUUUCAGCUUUAACCAUCACUCCAGACCGGGAGAAUGUUGUAGAUUUUACAACACGCUACAUGGACUACUCAGUGGGAGUCCUUCUUCGAAGGGCAGAAAAAACAGUGGAUAUGUUUGCCUGCCUUGCACCAUUUGAUCUAUCUCUGUGGGCCUGCAUUGCUGGCACAGUGCUUCUUGUGGGACUCUUGGUCUACCUCUUAAACUGGCUUAAUCCCCCACGAUUGCAAAUGGGAUCGAUGACAUCUACUACACUCUACAACUCCAUGUGGUUUGUGUAUGGGUCCUUUGUACAGCAAGGUGGGGAAGUCCCAUACACAACUCUGGCAACCCGAAUGAUGAUGGGGGCUUGGUGGUUAUUUGCUCUGAUUGUCAUCUCAUCUUAUACAGCCAACCUUGCCGCUUUCCUCACUAUCACCCGCAUUGAGAGCUCCAUCCAGUCUCUUCAGGAUCUGUCCAAGCAAACAGAUAUCCCUUAUGGCACAGUCUUGGACUCGGCAGUAUAUCAGCAUGUCCGCAUGAAGGGGCUGAAUCCUUUCGAGAGAGACAGCAUGUAUUCCCAGAUGUGGAGGAUGAUCAACCGAAGCAAUGGGUCAGAAAACAAUGUUUUGGAGUCCCAAGCAGGCAUUCAAAAGGUAAAAUAUGGAAACUAUGCUUUUGUAUGGGAUGCAGCUGUGUUGGAAUAUGUGGCUAUUAACGACCCCGACUGUUCCUUCUACACUGUUGGGAACACUGUUGCUGACCGGGGGUAUGGCAUUGCACUGCAGCAUGGCAGCCCCUACCGUGAUGUCUUUUCACAAAGGAUCCUGGAGCUGCAGCAGAGUGGCGACAUGGACAUUCUCAAGCACAAAUGGUGGCCUAAGAACGGCCAGUGUGACCUGUACUCCUCAGUGGAUGCAAAGCAGAAGGGAGGAGCCUUGGACAUCAAGAGCCUGGCAGGCGUGUUCUGCAUCCUGGCCGCGGGAAUUGUGCUCUCCUGCCUCAUAGCUGUCCUCGAGACGUGGUGGAGCCGGAGGAAGGGCUCCCGGGUCCCAUCGAAAGAGUUCCAAGUUCUAAUUCAGUGACAUAGUCCUGAAAGAUUUGUCACAUAAAACAUAUGCUCCAGCCCUGCCAAAUGAGACAGCAAUGUCUGAAAGAAGCAAUGCUUGGCCAUUAAGGCCGUGUUUGAAGCUUGGCGGUAAUAGCUGGAAAAACCAGGCAUCCAGCCAUGACCUGCACCACUCUGCACAACUAGGAAGGCCUCUUGAUGACCCAUAAUCUCUACCAGUCCUGGACCUGCUGAGCCCUUACCCACUUGUUGAUUUCAGGACUUCUUUGAUCCUGAGUACCAGGCACUGGUGAGCUGAGACACUAUCUCCUGAAUUUAAAGUCCUUCUUCCAUUCAAGAAGCUGUCUUCACCAGGCUGUAACACGUGUUACACUUGCCCCCAUUGAAGAGUAGCAGAUGACUGCUGCUUUCUGCUACAGGUCCUGAAUCUUGCCUGGGGCAGCCCACUUGUCUGGGAACGAUGAUCCCUGUUCAUCUUGGACUGUAUGUGGACUGUUCACCCACGUGCCCUGGUCAAGCGUACUCACACUGAGGUGCAAGUUUGAAUCACAGUAGUGUUAUCCCCAGUUUCCCCCGUGCAAGAUUCACCUGGGUCCUCAGUCUACUGGUGGACAGAAUACAGGGAGAUGUGAAGGACCAAGGAGAAUGUGCCUUGGCAAAGUUAACCAGAGAAAAAUAGAACCCUCUUCCAGCCCUCACUGAAUCAGUUGUGACUGUGAUUAAUCAUAUUUGCCAUAGAAUUCUUUCCAUAUUACUAAAAUAAUGACAUCUUCAUAUUUACCACAGGUCUAAUUUUCUCCAUGCUAAAAGACAUUGCCUUUACUCAGAGACCAAAAUAUAUACACUUUACAUGGAUUCUCGGCUAAUGGAGAGCCUCUAACUCGAAUCCAUAAAAAGUAGAUUUGUUUCUUUGUAAACAAGGGUCACUUGGAUGCUGUUCUUCACCUUAAGGUUGUGGCGCCUGUGUGUAUCGCCCUUCCACCAAGACAACUGAGUUUUCCAAGGUCUAUUCCAUGUGAACAAUCUCUUACCAAUGAAAUUCUGAAGCAGUUUAUGAAACAUACAAAACCCUUGUGAACUCGGCCUUCGUAAAGAUCUAGCACUGCACUGAAUUCUGGGAAUACAAUGAUUUAGUCAUGUUCUUGCCCUAAGAAGUUUAAAUUCCAAUGAGGAGGUAGAUAAAUCAGUCCAGUGAGUCUAUCUCAGUGAGUUGACAGCCAUGAGAACUGCAUUUCUGCUUCUUGACCCCAGCGAGCCCAGUAUGACUCCUAGAGGACCUUAUAAUACACAAAAUUGAAAGCCAGCAUGCAGACAUCCUGAUCCCUCAGAGCCCUUCUGAGUAGUGACCCAGCACGGGGUUGCUGAAGCAUCGGUUCUAAGCCACCUGACCUGCAAACAAGUUACAUGUCUCAUCAUAGAGCACUUUGCCCUCUCUGCAACCAAGUUGAAAACAUUCCUGCAGUAGCUUACAGGCGAAAAUCAGACUGUGAAGUCAGAAGACAUGUUAUCAUAUUUGGGUAAUGCUAUUCACUAUGACUGAGGGCAAAUCACAUACCUUUGGUGUCUGUCUUUGUAAAGUAAAAAAUAAAAGUGUUAUCCUCUGUUCCUACCUCACAGGGUUGUUGUGAGAGCUGAAACUGUAUGUGAAAGGACCUUGCUAGCUGUCAGCUUUUCAUCACCGUGGGUUCUUCAUCCUUACUAUCAGAUACAAUACCAGCAUUUGUCACAAGGGCAGCCUUCACCUUCCACAGUAGAAUGGUGCAAAGAUCAGGUUUAAGGUCACUCCUUCUGGAUAUCUGGUUUCAACAUGGAAAUGCUAACGCUUUCCAGAAUGUCAGAGGUAAAGUAAAGGAGCAAAGCCAGCCCCCCCCCCCCCCGUGCCACUCAGACACCCACCACUAACACACCGAUGCUCAUGGACCUGCCAGCCUCCUUCACGAAAGACUAUCACUAGGGCUCAUAGAGCAGAGCUUGUCCUUAGGUCCAGAAAACCAGGCAUACUGUGGGAGUCCAUAGUGUCACCUUGGCUACCCAAGGGACCACCAUCCUCUCUAGUGGAGCACAGGCCACCCAAAAUAAAGUAAGGGAUUAUUCAUUAACCUGGAUAAAUAAAAUACAGCUGCCCAUGAUUGCCUGAACGAUUACAAAUGGACUAACAGAGGAAAUCCCUAGCUAUUAAUUAAAACAAGAAUGUGGUGACAUGUUUUUUUUCUUUUAUCAUUUAUACCUCACAGCAACUUAACUUUCAGCAUUAUGAUUUUGUUUGUCUACUCCAUCUCUCUCCAACAUACUGAUGAUAAAACUUGCUCCUGCUUAUAUGUCUCAGAUAUCUCAUUUACACACACAGAGAGAGACACACACACACACAUACACACACACACACACACACAAACACCAGCACAAGUACACUCACAAACACAGGCACAUGAAUGAACACACACACACAGCCACAACCUGUCUUGGUGUAAGGGGGAUACACACAGGCACUACAGCCUUAAGGUGAAGAAAGAACAGCAUCCAUGCACAUGUACACACAUAGGCACAGGGUCACCUGGAUGCCGUUCUUCACCUUAAGAGCAGCAGAGCCAAGCCUGUGUAUCACCCACAAAGACACAUGUAUACACGGAGGCAAAGGCACAUGAACACACAUAUCACAUCACAUCACAUCACAUCGCAUGACAUCACUUCACUUCACAUCACAUCACAGAGCUGUGGAAACAGGGAGAAAAGCCACCCUUUUUUUAAAAAAAUUUUAUUUACUUAAUUUUUUUUGUCUACCUUCAUGGCCCAGCCUGACUGAACUUUACUUCGGAUGACUUAAGAUGGACCCUGAACAGCUGAUUUAAUUUGAGUUCAGUAUCAAUGAAUGUGUCUGAAUCUACCCUAGGACAAACCUGAUUAUCUCAGGCUUAUGCAGAAAUUCACGUAGAAAUCACAGUCUGGUGAAGCCACUGAUACCCAACCACUAUACACCAAAGGAUUCCUCUCAAAGUCCAUGAGCCUCUCCAAAGUUUAGAACAUAGUACCAUAUUUCCCAAGAAUAGCUUACUUUUCUAUCAACAUCAUCUUGGGCCAAUACAACAAUAGUUAUGUACAAAUGAGCUGAUAGAAUCCUACCCAAAA